Molecule: messenger RNA, 2496 nt
Organism: Caenorhabditis remanei
Lineage: Eukaryota; Metazoa; Nematoda; Chromadorea; Rhabditida; Rhabditidae
Exons: 7
Coding region: 1-2496 (831 amino acids)
Biological process (GO): mitochondrial tRNA 3'-end processing
Cellular component (GO): mitochondrion
Molecular function (GO): 3'-tRNA processing endoribonuclease activity
Source: RefSeq, a predicted model, not a curated record
AUGCGACGAGCAGUAUCAAGAAUCGUAGAAAAUCGGACUCUACUCACCCGUUUUUUCUCUUCGACUAGCCCUUUGUUCAAUAACGAAGACUUGAUCGAAAGCAUCCGAGAACGGAUCGCUAGGAAUCGACGCAUUCUUCAGAAACACUCUUCAUCUCAUCUGAAAGCGCGAGAAGUAAACGCCAGCAUUUCUAAUCUCCGUCAAUCGAUGGCUUCUGUUCAGAAAAAACAAAAGGCGGCUCAUGAACCUCCAGCCAAUUCAAUUGUCAACAUUCCCAGUCAAGUGUCUAUCGAAGUUCUCGGAAAUGGAACAGGAUUGCUUCGAGCUUGUUUCAUUCUUCGGACACCUUUAAAAACGUACAUGUUCAACUGUCCAGAGAACGCGUGCAGAUUUUUAUGGCAACUCCGAAUUCGUAGUUCCAGUGUCGUCGAUCUUUUUAUCACGUCUGCGAAUUGGGACAACAUUGCUGGUAUCUCAUCGAUCCUACUUUCGAAAGAAUCAAACGCAAUGUCAACUCGACUUCAUGGAGCAAUGAAUAUCAAACACUUUCUAGAGUGUAUCCGUCCAUUUCAAGAUUCCGAUUAUGGUAAUUGUAAAUAUCCUUCCCAGGUGGAAGAGCGGCCGUACACUAUGGAAAGUUACGAAGAUGCUGGAAUGAAAGUCACUUAUAUCCCACUGAGUCCACCAUUGGGAUUGAAAAAUAAAGAGAAAAAUAGUAAAGUCAACAAUGUGGAUGUUGCAUUUUUAAUUGAGAUGAAAGAAGCUGCACGACGAAUUGACGCUGUUAAGCUGAUGGAACUUAAAGUACCGAAAGGUCCUCUAAUCGGAAAACUGAAAUCUGGAGAAGCUGUUACUCUACCAGACGGAAGAACGAUUCAACCGGAUCAAGUGUUUUCGUCUCAUAAAGUCGAAGGAGAGAAACCGAUUCUUCUGGUAGCAGAAUGUACAACUGAAGAGCAUGUAGAAUCACUUUUGAAUUCUUCGUCUAUGCAACCGUUUUUUAACAAUGAGAAACGGUUAGACUACAUGGUCCAUCUCAGCAAAGAAGAAUUAAUUAAUACUCCUUCCUACAAAACUCUGAUGAACAAAUUGAGUGAUGGGGACACAACUCAUCUCCUGAUCAAUGAAGCCAACCCAGUGAUUCCUGCUGUUGAAAGUGUAUACAAGCACACUCGUCUUCUCCGAUCGAUUUCACCGUCUCUGUUUCCUGCACUUCAUCCAAUUGAUUGGAGCGGAAUUAUCUCUCAAAAUGAAGAGCUGUCCCAGAAAGAAAAUGAAUUUAUCAGGGUUGCUCCACUACAACGGUAUUGGAUGAGAAAGGGAAAUUCAUUGAAUGAGGAACCAAUUAUCAAUAACUUGUUGGCUUCAGAACCAGAACUGACAGAGAAAGCAAAACAAUUAGUCACAGAUUUUCAAAAAUUAGAAGCGAGCAUUGAAAAAAAUUGUGAAUUUCCAAAAAUCACAUUUUUUGGUACAUCAUCUGCUGUUCCAUCGAAGUAUCGGAAUGUGACCGGUUAUUUGGUGGAAGCUUCAAACGAAAGUGCAUUGCUCCUUGAUGUUGGUGAAGGAACAUAUGGACAAAUGAAAGCUGUUUUCGGAGAAGAAGGUUGCAAGAAACUGUUAGUAAAUCUUCAUUGCGUUCUUGUCACCCAUGCUCAUCAGGACCACAUGAAUGGAUUGUACACUAUUGUUGCUAGAAGAAAGGAGGCAUUUGAGUCGCUGAGAAUCCCUUAUCGGCCACUCGUGCUUGUCUGCAAUAGGAACGUACUGAAACCUCUCAAAACAUACUCCAUUUGUUUCGAAAACAUCGAAAAUCUUCUAGAAAUCGUGGAUAUAUCCAGACAUCCUUUAACUCCUCCAGGAAGUCCCAAUGGCCCACCUGGAAAAAGGCCAAGACUCCCAAGUCCUCACCUUCCUCCUAGCAGAGAUAUUUUGGAUGAUAUGCCAAAAAGUUUUGACAAAAAUGUUUGGAAGUUGGAGGAAUUAAAAGCUGUUCAAGUACAUCACACUAGAAUGGCAAAUGGAUUUGUGAUGCGUGUUGCUGGAAAAAGAAUUGUGUUUUCUGGAGAUACUAAACCUUGUGAUUUAUUGGUCGCAGAAGGACAAGAUGCCGAUGUGCUUGUUCACGAGUCUACAUUCGAAGAUGGACAUGAAGAAGAUGCCUUGCGGAAACGUCAUUCGACGAUGGGCCAGGCGGUUGAUGUCGGAAAGCGAAUGAAUGCGAAAAAUAUUAUUUUAACGCAUUUUAGUGCAAGAUAUCCCAAAGUCCCAGUACUCCCACAAUAUCUUGAUACAGAAAACAUUGGAGUUGCUAUGGAUAUGCUCAGAGUCCGUUUCGAUCAUUUGCCACUUGUUUCUAAAUUGCUCCCAAUCUACAGAGAAGUGUUUGUUGCCGAGUUGUUCGAGUUGACAAUCAAGAAAGAGCAACGUAUCCUGAAAGAUAAGGAAUCUUCUGAGAAGAAACAGCAGAAAAGAUCUGUUAAGCAAUCCAGUUGA